AUGGCACCCUUCGUGGAGGAGGCCGAGGAGUCUUUGGCUGUGUCGUCCAAGGUGGCGCCCAGCCUCGUCGCACCUGAGCCAGAGCACUGCCCAGGCCCUGAAUCUGAGCAAGCCGGCCAAGGCGAUGCCUGCGCCGGCUGUCCAAACCAACAAAUCUGCGCAACCGCACCCAAAGGCCCCGACCCCGACAUUCCAAUCAUUACCGAGCGCCUCUCUCAGAUACGGCAUAAGAUCCUAGUCCUCUCCGGCAAGGGAGGAGUAGGAAAAUCAACAUUCUCAACCCUACUCUCGCACGGUUUCGCCUCAAACCCAGAUUCGACCGUCGGCAUCAUGGACACUGAUAUCUGCGGACCGUCGAUCCCAAAAAUGAUGGGCGUGGAAUCGGAAACAAUUCACGUGAGCAACGCGGGUUGGAGUCCUGUCUGGGUGACGGAUAACCUCGGCGCAAUGAGUGUGCAGUUCAUGCUGCCCAAUCGCGACGAUGCGGUCAUAUGGCGCGGACCGAAGAAGAACGGACUCAUCAAACAAUUCCUGAAGGAUGUGGACUGGGGCGAACUCGACUACCUGAUUGUCGACACUCCUCCCGGAACCUCCGACGAGCAUCUGUCGGUCAACUCUCUACUGAAGGAGUCUGGUGUUGACGGCGCCGUCGUCGUGACUACCCCGCAGGAGGUCUCGUUGCUGGACGUGCGCAAGGAAGUCGACUUCUGUCGGAAGGCCGGCAUCCGUGUCUUAGGACUGGUCGAGAACAUGUCUGGAUUUGUUUGCCCCAACUGCACGCACGAGUCUCAAAUCUUCCGUGCGACGACUGGUGGAGGUCGCCGGUUGGCGAAGAAAAUGGGUAUCCCAUUCCUGGGCGCUGUUCCUCUGGACCCCCGUGUCGGCAUGGCAUGCGACUUUGGUGAGAGCUUUGUCGACAACUUUCCGGAUAGUCCGGCUUCCAAGGCCAUCAAGCGUGUCGUGCGCGCGGUUGGCGAGGCUAUCGGCGAGAACCCGGAUGAUGUCCUUCCGGAGGACAUGAUUGAAUGA
Messenger RNA from Penicillium antarcticum, 1029 nucleotides. It is a transcript of the gene nbp35, whose product is annotated as Fe-S cluster-binding ATPase. The coding region runs from base 1 to 1029 and encodes 342 amino acids. Lineage: Eukaryota; Fungi; Ascomycota; Eurotiomycetes; Eurotiales; Aspergillaceae. Gene Ontology annotation, molecular function: 4 iron, 4 sulfur cluster binding; ATP-dependent FeS chaperone activity; ATP binding. Gene Ontology annotation, biological process: iron-sulfur cluster assembly. Gene Ontology annotation, cellular component: cytosol. The transcript is spliced from 2 exons. The record is from RefSeq and is a predicted model, not a curated record.